This is a messenger RNA of Schistosoma rodhaini, 1854 nucleotides long. Lineage: Eukaryota; Metazoa; Platyhelminthes; Trematoda; Strigeidida; Schistosomatidae. The record is from the annotation of a GenBank genome assembly.
GACAACCUUGAGUUUAAAACAAUCCCCCAAGAACAAUACAAAUUCACAAAUAACUCCCAAAAUGACUAGAAUUAUACCAGUUAGAUAUAACCGAAUACUUAGAACUGUACCGAAACAUUAAGAAGCGAGCAGAAAAAAAGCUUUCUGUUUACUCAAGUUCGUGAGAAAUAUAUCGGAGUUAUAUUGGUGACGCGAAAGUUACCGUGGGUGCUUUAAAAAUGGUAUUGAGAUAUCGCUUUUUCGGUGUUUUUGGCAGUCGCGGUAGAAAACUAAGUCAUUACACACCCCCUGGAUAUUCACAAGUUAUUUCAACUGAGGAAGUCAAGAAAUUUUGCAUUCAGUGCUUACAAAAAGUUGGGGCACAAUUAAAACAUGCAACAGCACUCAGCGAUGUCCUAGUUGCUGGAGACUAUCGAGGUCAUUAUAGUCAUGGGCUGAAUAGACUAGAAAUGUAUGUACAGGAUAUUCAGAAAGGUGUAUGCUCAACGGAUUUAGAACCCACAAUUGUGAAAGAAACAGUAUCCACUGCCCUAGUAGACGGAAAAAAUGUUUUAGGUCCAGUUGUAGGAAAUUUUUCGAUGGAGACAGCAAUCAAAAAAGCGAAUGAAACAGGGAUCGCUUUCGUUACGUCAUUUGGUUCAAAUCAUUUUGGUAUUGCUGGAUGGUACAGUCUCAUGGCUUUGCAACAAGGACUUAUCGGCCUUGCGUUUACGAACACUUCUCCCCUGGUAUUUCCUACACGAUCACGAAGGUUAGCUGUUGGAACAAAUCCAAUCACGUUGGCAGCACCUGGCAAGGUUCCUGAGGAUCAUUUUGUUUUAGAUAUGGCUACAAGUGCAGUAGCAUUGGGUAAAAUUGAAAUGAGUCGAAGAAGAGGCAUUGAAAUACCUAAAGGAUGGGGUGCUGAUACUGACGGGAAAACAUCUGUUGAUCCAAAUUUAGUUAUGACAAAAGGUGGAUUAAUGCCACUUGGUGGCGAAGAAGAAAAUAGUGGUUAUAAAGGAUAUGGCUUAGGGAUGCUUGUUGAAAUAUUAUGCGGCAUCAUUGCAGAUGCUGCAUUUGGACCAAAUAUUCGUCGAUGGUUGUCAACUGAUAAACCGGCUAAUCUGGGUCAAUCAUUUCUAGCCAUCGAUCCCAAAGCGUUUGCUCCAGGAUUUGAACAACGAUUAUCAGAAUAUGUCAAUCUUAUGCGUAAUUUACCACCGAAUCUAACUUUGAAUUUAAGAUGCCCGUUAGAUCCAUCCGAAGUUAUUAAGUGCUUGGAAUUGUGUUUACGAACCACGUUAUUCACAUUUCGAGGAGACCUUUACAGACAGAAAGAAGGUGUAGCAGUGGGUUUAUCAGUUUUUCUGAUUGUAGUGAAGUUAUUCAUGCAUUCCGUAGAAACUUCAAGACAAUGGAAUAUUGUCGAAUAAGAAUGGUCUGAACAGAAAGGAUGUUGUUCAACUAGCAACUACUUGGCGAAUGUCGAUAGUCAGAAACCUGUGAUAGUUCCUGGAGAUUUUGAAAGAGAACAUAUGACAGAAUGCGAUGAACUUGGUGGUAUCCCAUAUCCUCCAGUAUUGAUUGAGAGUUUAAAUCGUUUAGCUGAUCAAUUAAAAGUUGAUAAAAUGAAGAUUAUCAAAAGUUUAUAAUCAUCUUCUCCAUGAAUCAACAAUAGAUCCUCUUAAUAAUUUACAUUUUAUAUUGAUCACUUGACAACUCAACUAAUUUUCAACAGCCCUAUAUCUUCAACAAGAAAAAACUGAAUAUUGAAUAAAACGAGUAUAUAUAUUUUUUCGUAUAAGACAUUCUGUAAUGUUUGCUUUGUUUAUUUCAUUUUUACUGUACAAAUAGAAAAAAAAAUUAACACUU